Molecule: messenger RNA, 2148 nt
Organism: Setaria italica (foxtail millet)
Lineage: Eukaryota; Viridiplantae; Streptophyta; Magnoliopsida; Poales; Poaceae
Product: sugar transport protein 7
Exons: 4
Coding region: 354-1916 (520 amino acids)
Biological process (GO): monosaccharide transmembrane transport
Cellular component (GO): membrane
Molecular function (GO): monosaccharide transmembrane transporter activity
Source: RefSeq, a predicted model, not a curated record
ACCAUCCCAUCCCCCAACUUGCCGCUGGCAGUAGCGGCUACGCUGUCCGCGUUCACUUCACUCGCCUUCGCCUUCGCUUGGCAUUAUCAUCUCUGCCUGAGCCGGUCAAGAGCUGCCAGGGAGGUCAAGCCCUGACGGCCUGCCCUCGAACGGGGGAGAGGGAAGAAGGGAGAUACACCCCGCUCCUCCUACAUAUAUCCGCGGGGGGGCUUGCCGUUGGUUGGACCACAGCUUCGGUGUGGCGUUGGCGCGGUUGGUAGCUCGCUUCUUCAUCCUCGGUCCAGAGCCAGCAGGCCAGUUCUUGGAGACCAGAGGAGAGGCGGAGGAGCGAGCUCGCGGCAAAAGGCGGAGAGAUGGCGGGCGGCGGGGUGGCCGCGCUGGGGGUGAACACGGAGCGCGCGGCGCAGUACAAGGGCCGCAUGACGCUCGCCGUCGCCAUGACCUGCCUCGUCGCCGCCGUCGGGGGAGCCAUCUUCGGCUACGACAUCGGCAUCUCCGGAGGAGUGACAUCGAUGGACCCAUUUCUGAAGAAGUUCUUCCCGGCGGUGUACCAUAGGAAGAACUCCGGCAGCCAGAACAACUACUGCAAGUACGACAACCAGGGCCUGGCGGCGUUCACCUCCUCACUGUACCUCGCCGGCCUCGUUUCCUCCCUCGCGGCGUCUCCCGUCACGAGGAACUACGGCCGCAAAGCCAGCAUCGUCUGCGGCGGCAUCAGCUUCUUCGUCGGCGCCACGCUCAACGUCGCCGCCGUGAACCUGGCCAUGCUCAUCCUCGGCCGCAUCAUGCUCGGCGUCGGAAUCGGUUUCGGCAACCAGGCUGUGCCGCUGUACCUGUCGGAGAUGGCGCCGGCGCACCUCCGCGGCGGGCUGAACAUGAUGUUCCAGCUCGCGACGACGCUGGGCAUCUUCACGGCGAACCUGAUCAACUACGGCACGCAGAACAUCAAGCCGUGGGGUUGGCGGCUGUCGCUGGGCCUGGCGGCGGCGCCGGCGAUGCUGAUGACCCUGGGCGGGCUGCUCCUCCCGGAGACGCCCAACAGCCUCAUCGAGCGCGGGCGCGUGGAGGAGGGGCGGCGCGUGCUGGAGCGCAUCCGCGGCACGGCCGACGUGGACGCCGAGUUCACGGACAUGGUGGAGGCGAGCGAGCUGGCCAACACCAUCGAGCACCCGUUCCGGAACAUCCUGGAGCGGCGCAACCGGCCGCAGCUGGUGAUGGCCGUGUGCAUGCCGGCGUUCCAGAUCCUGACGGGCAUCAACUCCAUCCUCUUCUACGCGCCCGUCCUGUUCCAGAGCAUGGGCUUCGGCGGGAACGCGUCGCUCUACUCCUCCGUGCUCACCGGCGCCGUGCUCUUCUCCUCCACGCUCAUCUCCAUCGGCACCGUCGACCGCCUCGGCCGCCGGAAGCUCCUCAUCAGCGGCGGGAUCCAGAUGAUCGUCUGCCAGGUGAUCGUGGCGGUGAUCCUGGGCGUGAAGUUCGGGGCGGACAAGCAGCUGUCCCGGAGCUACUCGAUCGCGGUGGUGGUGGUGAUCUGCCUGUUCGUGCUGGCGUUCGGGUGGUCGUGGGGCCCGCUGGGGUGGACGGUGCCGAGCGAGAUCUUCCCGCUGGAGACGCGGUCAGCGGGGCAGAGCAUCACGGUGGCCGUGAACCUGCUCUUCACCUUCGCCAUCGCGCAGGCGUUCCUGUCGCUGCUGUGCGCCUUCAAGUUCGGCAUCUUCCUCUUCUUCGCGGGGUGGAUCACCGUCAUGACCGUCUUCGUAUACGUCUUCCUCCCGGAGACCAAGGGCGUGCCCAUCGAGGAGAUGGUGCUGCUCUGGCGCAAGCACUGGUUCUGGAAGAAGGUCAUGCCGGACAUGCCGCUUGAGGACGGCUGGGGCGCGGCUGGGGGUCACGCUGGCAACAACAGCCAUAAGUGAAGAAGCAUAAGAGUGGUUUCAUGUAGUUCUCCCUAGAUGACGAGGCAGAGUGAGCUGCCAGCUUAUGUGAAAGUUGUAUGUAGUUCCAUGGUGUGCGUGGCGACAGCGGUAAAAGUGCAAGCAUCUUCAGUCAUUCUUUUUUUUUUCCUCACCUACAUUACCAUAGUUGCAGAGAAAUACACUUCAUAUCCAUAUCAUGGCAUAAGAAACAAAGGUAAAAUAUUCUUCAAAA